Molecule: messenger RNA, 1632 nt
Organism: Orbicella faveolata
Lineage: Eukaryota; Metazoa; Cnidaria; Anthozoa; Scleractinia; Merulinidae
Source: RefSeq, a predicted model, not a curated record
AUGAGAGUGAUUUGGAUCGUUUUGAUUGCGUUUACAUUUGCCUUCAAUGCUCCAGGGAAUUCUCUACCAUCAAGAUAUCCCAAGGAGGCAAAUAUUGCUCCUGGGUUACCUUCAGACUCUGUCAAGCACAGAACUGAGGGGACUACAGAUGAUUUUACUGGAACUGGUUCAUAUGCCAGCGACAAACCAUCUUAUAAUCCCCUGUCUAGGGGUACCCAAAAAGGGAUUAAAAACAAAGAUAUGUUCACUUCACUUGAUUUGAGCAAACCACUUAAGAGCACCAAUUUGGAAAAACAUCUUUCUAAGAAAGUUGUACAUCUUCUGAAAUCAAGACCAGGUCUAUUGGCUUCUCUUAGUGAAGCAUUACAGAAUGUUGGCCAUCGUUCUUCUCAAGUUAGACACGCGCAGUCACAUGGAUCACUAGUGUCCGCACAUGGGACUAAUGUGAAAUUAACCAACCAGAGUCCACAUAUGGAUGACCAAGUGAUUAAAGCAUCACCAGAGUUUAAAGGUGCUGGCAUCAUGUCUCACAAACCUUCUGAAGCUGAUAACCAGGAGAUAUUGCCAAAAGCAAACCUGAACCUAAAGAAGGUUGUAAAACAGGUCCAUCAGAGGAAAGAACCGUAUUCAGGCAAAAAGCAGGAUUCAUACAAAUCAACACCUGAUGGUUUCAAGUUGCGAUCUGAUGAACGUCGACAUAAGUGGAAUUCUGAACCUGAAGAUAUGGACCUUGAAUCAGAGACAGACGAGCUGUCAGCAUCGGACGCCGACUGGGACUCUGGGGCACCUGGAGAUAUGGACCCUGAAAGAGAGAAUGACCAACUGUCAGUAUCGGACACCGACUGGAACUCUGGUGCACCUGAAGAUAUGGACCCUGAAUCAGAAACUGACGAACUGUCAGGAUCGGGAGCUGACUCUGGUGCUCCCGAAGAUAUGGGCCCUGAAUCAGAGACAGACAAACUGUCAGGAUCUGACACUGACGAGAACUCUGAAGCACCUGAAGAUAGGGACCUUGAAUCAGAGAAAUAUGAUAUCGAACGGAAAGUACAGACAGAGAAGCAGUCAGGAACUGACACUGAUUGGGACUCCCACUCACCUGAAGGUGUGGACCCAGAAUCAGAGACCGACGAACUGUCAGGAUCAGACUCUGAUUGGGACUUUGGUGAACCUAAAGAGUCUAUCAAGAAAGCUGAUGCCGACGUGAAAUUGGCAUCAGAACGCCUGCUGAUAAAGUUAAGUAGGAAAAAGUUGCUGUCAAAAUCUACUGAUACCCAAGGAAUUGCAUUUGAAGGGGAAACAGAUAAAUCUUCUUUCAAGCGAAAAAGAUAUGCAUCUGGAGACACAAACGAUUUCGAGUUUGAUAACUCUGAGACAGAAUCAAGCGCAGAACCAUUCUCGCCUCCAGUUUCUGAUAUUCGCUGGAGUGGUACUUCAUUAGCAGAUAGCAGAAGUUUAGAUGAUUUUCUAGAUGCAGACGAGGGAUUAGGGACGAAUGAACACAACAGAGGUGGUAUAUCCAUUGCCUUGAUAGCUGUACCUGUUUUUGGAGGAUUAUUUUUCCUUUUGCUGAUGAUUACCUUCUGCGUGUUUGCAUGGAAUUCAUUUCAAACGUUGCGAAAGAGGAUUGCCUAA